Messenger RNA from Cheilinus undulatus (humphead wrasse), 4520 nucleotides. It is a transcript of the gene mbd1b, whose product is annotated as methyl-CpG binding domain protein 1b. Gene Ontology annotation, molecular function: zinc ion binding; DNA binding. The record is from RefSeq and is a predicted model, not a curated record. NCBI's taxonomy places the organism in Eukaryota, Metazoa, Chordata, Actinopteri, Labriformes, Labridae. The coding region runs from base 301 to 2949 and encodes 882 amino acids. The transcript is spliced from 17 exons.
GAUCCUACAACCGCUUCCGUAUGUGGUAGCUUAAUGUACGGUUGCUAACUAGCGCCGUUAGCGCCUCAUCGCAGAGAAGUGGCGCCUGUUUUGACAAGUGUACCUGACACUUUGGGAAUGUUAACUGAAAGGCUCUGACAUGAAAAAGUGAAAAUUGGCAGUACAAGGUUAUUCACUCACACCCACAAAUAUACCAUUUAAAGGAGAUCCAUGACCACCUGCAGUCAAUAGUUAAUUGGUCUUGAGGAAGAACUAACAAAUUAAAACUUCUGGCCACCUGAAACCUAAAAGAGAGCAUCAAUGAAUGAGAAACCGGCCAAGAGCCCUGUCUCUGACCCAAAAAAUGCAAAGAUGAGUGAUGAAGAAAACUUCUCUGAGGCAGCACCACUCUCAGAUGUUGGAGAAAGCCCGGAGAAAAAGAGUGAAGCAGAAAACUCCACUCAGGCAGAACCAGCCACACGUGCAUCCAAAUUGAAGAAAAAGCCCAACUCAGACACCGUAGAGGAAAACACGAGAGAGAAGAAGGAUGGGGGUAAGGCUGCUGGUGAGCCUCCUGUUGACUGGUUUGAACCACUUGAGGAGGAUGAUGAUGCCAGCGAUGGAGGGAAUGAUCCAGAGGAAGAGAGCCUGGCAGGAGAAAGUGAAAGAAGUGAGGGUGUGACAGGUGCAGAGAAGCCCGUCCGAAGAUAUUAUCAACUGCACACACCCCGCCGUAAGCGAACACAUCCAGACGAAGGAUGGGUUGAGUGGUCGAUACUUGGAGAAGGUUGGAAACGAAAAGAAGUGGUACGGCGCUCAGGUAGUAGCAUUGGACAGAAGGAUGUGUAUUACAUAGGUCCACGAGGAGAUCGAGUAAGAAGCAGAGUAGAACUUGUGACCGUUUUGGCUGGUACUAUUGACCUAACUAACUUUGACUACAAGACAGGGAAGUUUUAUGGUGAAGGUGAAGCACCACCUGUAAGAGUUCGUCAUAGAGCAAAGAGAAAGUUCCGGGAGCGCUCCUCUUCAGAGUCCAGCAUGAUGGAUAGAGGGGAGGGGGCCGACACCCCAGACUCCCACCACAGGCUCACCCCAAGUGUGGCGCAGAAGAAUCUUCACUCUACAUCAAAUCAGAGUGUCUCUUCCCAGAGCAAGACAGUAACUACUCCAGAAAAAGUCACGAAAAAAGAGAAUCCACGAGAGAGUUCACGAGAAAGUUCACGAGAGAAUUUACGAGAGAAUUUACGAGAGAAUCCACGAGAGAAUCCACGAGAGAAUCCACGAGAGAAUCCACGAGAGAAUCCACGAGCUGAGGAAAAAAUUAGACUCCCUCCCCCCUCAUUGUCAUCCAAACCACUGCUGCUCCCAUCUAUAAACGGAGCAGUUGGGACUGAAGACAGUACACUGGUCUGUUCCAGAUGUGGUAUUUCCUUCACUGGCACGUGGUACGACAAACAAAGGAAGAGGCCCUGCUGUCCUGCCUGUUGGUCAUCAAAGACAAAAGAGCAUCCAUUGAUCCGUUUUAGAAAGUGGAUUCCUUGUGGACAGUGUGUUGGAUGCCAUAACACAGUAAAUUGUGGGCAGUGUGCCAACUGCAAGCAUGGACUACAGAGUCCAGACUCUCGUAAACGCUUGUGCCGGAAACGGAGAUGUAUCUGUCCCAUUCGCAAGGCCCCUGGAAGUGGAGGUGCAAGCUAUACGCCACCGAAGUCUUACAGCGAGCCUCCUGAACCUGCCUUUGAUGACAGCGUGAGUUUGCAGAGUGAAGUCACUGACUCGCAGCAACAGAGUCUCAAAAGCAGUGACACUGAGAACUUUUCUGUCAAUGUGGACGUCGAUGAAGAUGACAUGUCAACUGAUGACGACGAUGAUUGGCAUAAGAAACGUAAGCGGCGAUCCUGUGGAGAGUGCAAAGCCUGCCUCUGCAGGAAAGACUGUGGUACGUGUGAUUUCUGCAUUGAUAAACCCAAGUUUGGGGGCAGCAACAAGAAGAGGCAGAAAUGUCGACUUCGUCAGUGUCAGAGGCAGGCAAUGAGACACUUGCUGCCCUCCCAGAUGGGGCAGGGUGAAUUUGGCCCUGAUGGAUCAACGCUGCCUGGCAGACCUAGACCUCAUUACACGUACAGCCGAAAGCCAGGGUACAAGAAAAACAAAGGACUGCAGUUUAACUAUGAGAUGUCUGAUGAAGAUGAGGACAGCAGCUACCAAUCCAUGAGCUGGAGCUCUGAGCCUGCUAGUGGUAGCAGACCAUCUUAUGACAUGAAUCUGAAAACCAAUUCAUCUAUGCAGCUGAACUUUUCAGAUAUGGGACAAAGGAAUGGACUGUCCGACAAGGUCACCCACAUCAGCAACCACAGCAACUCUAGACUUGUCUCAGUAAAUACAUGGGGGACAGAGAGACCCUCUGCUGGCAGACAAGGUCCAAAACAUGUUGAAGAAGAAUAUGAUGAUGAUGACGAUGAUGAUGAUGACGACGAUGAGGAGGACUUGCCCAUGAUCACACAGAUCUUCAGCUUGGCUGAAAACACUGUCGAGACGAGUGGAAACGUAGACAACCAGCUAAUGAAACUAUUGAACUCACUGCGUAGCUCUGCACUGCCCAUCCUGUGGCAUGCCAUAAUGGUGGAGGGCCCACAGCUGCAGCUCAUCCAGUGCUCUAAACAGUCGAGCAUGGCUGACACCAUCGUUCUGAUUGACCCUGACUUCUGUUAUCAGGUAACUGUCCAAAAGCAGCCGUUGCUCCCCACCCACCCUCUCUACGACAGCUUCCCAGCACACUUGUCCUCGGUGACUGAAGUUGUCAAUUUGCUCCUGGGUCUAGAGCAGUACGUCGUGUGUCGAGGACUGCCCUACCAAGAACCAUUAUCCAAUAAGGACAUACUCAUAGUGGAGAGGGCGUCGACCUGUGACUUCUUAGUGAGAAAGAACAUGAGCAUCUGUGCUAACUGCAAAGCGCUACAAGGACUUUAACAUCUAAGGAGACAGAAGAGAAAGUCUGCGAUGACAUUGUAGACCACAGGUUCCUCUUUCGGUGAUAAUACAUAUGCCAUUUUACAGAUUUACCUCUGGACUGUAAUAGUAUGGUUUGAAUAUUGAUGAAUCACCAAAGGCAUUCCAGGUGCUGUGAUAUUACAGUAUAUUUCUUUUAUGUUGGUUUGGGGCUUUUUCUUAACAAGUUAUGCCAGAGUGUGGUCAAUCAGCCAGCGGUGUGCUGAAUUUACUUUGUGACAAUACACACUCUUACUUGAGGAAUCUGUAACCCUCACUGCUCAGGGUUAUACCACCUUUAAGCUGUCAUUUGAACUUUGUUAUUUUUAUGUUGAUAUUCACAGCCCAAAAUGAAAUAGAAGUUAUAAAACAUAAAAUGUCCACGGUGUUGUCAUUUUUAUGUGCAUCUUUUUAAAGGAGCUUACUAACAGACUUAUCUUUAUGGAAAGUAAAGCUAUUCUCAGUAGUCAUCCACUUCCAUUUUAUAGUAAACUCCUUUCCCAUUGUUAAUCGAGAACAGUUCCUUUUAAGUGACUUUAAUGUCUCUUUCAGGGUGUCAAUUUUGCAGCUACUGCCUAUCAAAGAGAAACUGGGUUUCCUUUGCAACACUGGAAAAAACUUAAGUCUGUGUUUACAUGUGUAUGUGCAGUACAGAGAAUCCAAAAAGAAACUGAUUUAAUCAAAUGAAUCAGUAUGAUAAAAUAAACACAUUUAAAUUAUUAUUUACAAAAGAAUUGGUUUCAUAUUUAGACCCACAUUACUGAGCUGCACCAGCUGAGAAGGAUACCAGCAUACUAAAUAUCUUGUGGAGUCUAAAGGGCAGUCAUGACAGUGCACAGAAAUCCCUGGAGACAAUGUUCAGACAGCAACUGUUGCUUAAACUGUCACGGUUCUCUGUCAGAGAGAACAAAGAGAAAGCUUCUAUUAAAAAAACCUCAAGACGUCAGAGGUGGUGUUUGCCACACGUGUGUGACUCUUAGAUACGUUUAAUCACAGUUGUCCUGUAAUCCAGACGUCAACUCUAUGGAGCCGUUACUGCAGGACUCAAGUCCCAAAAAGCUCUUAAUUUAGUCUGUAGUUAUUUAGAUAUGUUUGAUUUUAAAGACUUGUAUUCAGCACCUCUGUAAGAACAGAGGAGCACUGACAAAUGAAAGCACAAAUUAAUUUAUUUUAACAAGCAGUUUAACACCUGAAAUAUGCUAUGAUUAGAGCGCAGACUCUUUUACCGGUACCCCACUAUGAAACAGGUGAUCUAUCCAAAGCUGAAAUUACAAGUAUGAUGCUAUUUAUUAUGCUGUUAACAUUGUGUUAACCCUUUUGAAACCACAUCCUUCUUUUCUUCUUCAUGAUGACCAGCGUUAAAAUGUUUUCAAGUGCUUAAGAAUGAUUUUGACCAUGACAGUGUCAUGUGCAUUCAUGCAUUCCUCAAGUAAUUGUGUUGAAUCUGAAAUGUUUGGGAUCAGCUCAUUGUUCUCAGUAAUAUAAUUAGUUAUUUUGUUUAAAGAGCUGAAAGAGUUUUCCACUUUUUCUGUCUUUGUCCUAUAAAAGGCAAU